Aspergillus wentii DTO 134E9 is the source of this 2208-nucleotide messenger RNA. RefSeq lists its product as uncharacterized. The coding region runs from base 35 to 1996 and encodes 653 amino acids. The record is from RefSeq and is a predicted model, not a curated record. Lineage: Eukaryota; Fungi; Ascomycota; Eurotiomycetes; Eurotiales; Aspergillaceae. The transcript is spliced from 2 exons.
CUCAUUUUCUCAAUGAAAUUUGCAUAACAUCAAAAUGGUUCUCUCUUCCAAUAUAUCUGCCCCUGUCUCGAUGGGCUUGGUCCUCGUCGUGGCCAUUGCAUUUGCAGUCGGUCAUCAUGCCUUUUACCAGGACCUGAAUGGCCAAGUCGUGCACGACUCUGGAUCGCCGAUUGCUCGAAAACUAUCCCUCGACGUGUCUGACCAGCAGGUAAAUGUGUCUAUCGGCACCUUCUUCGCCUUCCUGGUCAAGUCAUUCCUCGGGGUAGCUGUGUCGACCGUCUUCGACCAGUUCGCAUGGCGACAACUUAUCAAAGCGCCAUCCACUAGAAUCGGCGUGAUUGAUGACUUCUUCUCCGCUCUCCGAAAUGGCUUCCAGAUGGCCAAUUUCAAUCUUUGGUGCCAUUAUCCUCUCGGCAUGCUGUUGGCCACCAUCAUCUGGCUCCUCCCGGUGGCGUCGGUGAUAACACCCGCUACUUUAAACGUGCAGCUGGCGCCGUUCUCGAUUUCCUCGCUACUUCGCGUCCCUCGAGUCGACUUUAGCAGCAUCAACUUUGUCAAUCUGGAUUCUGAUUUCGAUCCCUAUACGGGGACUGGCACGCUCGACAUUUCGUAUAGUGGCCCCAUGCCCGAGGUGCAGAAAGUGGUCACCAGUGCCGCCAUGCAGGGGUCUAUACUGAACAUACAGCCGCCAUCAGCCAACUCCUCAUGGAUGCUGCGCUUUCACGGACCGGCGUUAAAAUGCGCCAUUGUGAAUAGCACCCUGCAUGCGGCUAUUGUACAGGAAGUACAGUCGAUGAUCAACAAGAUGAAUGAGCAGCAUAUGAUAGACGAUGUAGGGACGUAUUCAAUCGAGUUCCUCUCAUGGACGCCAUCCAACAGUUCGAUCAGCGGAUCCUUGCCAUUCUUGAAUCGUGCGAACCCUAGUUCAGGAUCUUCUGAUUCGGAACAUCUGGGGCCGAAAUCAGACGACCUUAUCGACUUGCGAACCCCAGAUAAAGAUACUAACCUUCGCCAGGAUCCACUGUCUAUUUUCCUCGCUGCUUUCCCACAGAUGUCAAGACCGGAGAAUGGAACCAUUAAGCCAGUAGCAACUGCAACGGAAGGCGCAACAAUUCUGCAGUGCACUCUGUACAAUGCGACUUACUCGCCGAAUUUCACAUAUGUCAAUGGCGAACAGAGGGUGGAAAUGCCUACUCCACAACUUCUCAAUGGAGUCGUAUAUAUAAACGGGGUCGAAAUCACCGCUCAAGGAGGGGUGCCUUCAUACGAUGCAACCAUGCAACAAGCAAAGUCAUAUCAGCACUUGUUCGAGGGAUUCACAUAUCAGUCUGUGAUGGAGUCAUUUGGGCAACUGUUAGUCGGUGGUAUCGCCGUAUUAUUCCAGGAAAGGAACUAUGAAGAUACUUAUGGGCCGCAAAACUCAACUACCACUUCGUCGAUGACCACUGGUAGUACGAACGUCAUGUCGACAAAGUUGGGAGAUACAAAAGAACUAGCCGGCGUCAGGGGCAUCACGAGUAAGAGGAAUGUGUUGAAUUCCUUCCAGAACAGCUGGCAGGAACAUUCAGUGAGUCAGUUGGGAGGAAAAACAUCGACUUCAUUUGCGGACAUCGUCGAGGAGAUGUCCCACAACAUCACCAUUUCCCUGAUGAGUUCAGCUCUCUUCCAACCAAACUACACCGUUCCCUCCUCACCCCCAAACACAUCCGUCAUAGUAACAAUCUAUCGCAACGUCUACACCUACUCGCAAUCCAUCCUGUGGACAGCCUAUGGCAUCGCGAUCGGAGUCACACUGUCCAGCAUCUGCCUGGGCGUGUUCGCCUAUUUUUCGAAUCACGGGUCAUAUACGAUGAAGUUCUCCACAAUCCUGCGAGCGACAAAAUAUGCACUGCUUUCUGCGGAGCCGGAUGAGAGGGAUUGUAAUGGGAUGGAUCCGUUGCCGUGGCGUAUUGCUAAGACGGAGAUAUCGUUUACGAGGAAGGCGGAGGUGGAGUAAGUAUCAGAGGAACAUACUGAAGAGAUGCAAAUGGCGGAAGAGAGAGGCUAGUGUGAUGUCUCGACCCAGCACCGAGGUUGAUCCUAGACAUUCUAAACAAUCCAGUGUAUCUAGAUAGAUCAGUCUUAUAGCCUAUAUACCACCGGAAGCAUCACCCGACAGACAAUGCAGUACAACCACCACGGAAAAGAAUCCGUCACCUUGCAUUCAUU